AGGACCCUGGCAUUGUCUACCACUGUCACAGAGGCAACUACAACUACAACGACAGUUGCACAUAGCAGCACGCAAACAAGCACCACUUUGCGCAUGGAAAGACUGCUUCCCGCAGAUACACAGGCAAUGGCAUCCUCCAGCGCAGUGAUGCUGGACCAGAUGAAAUUAACGCAGCAGGCCACCAUAGACCAGCAGCAGUCUUUUGAUUCACAGACGUCCAGUGGGCCUGUGUUUGGUGUGAAGUUGGAUGCUGUCCCAGAUGAUCCUGUGGUCUUAAGAAACAGCAAUGCUAGCAAUACGUCGCCGCUCAUUGUGUCCUUUCCUGCGCAUUGCGAUGACACAGGCAGUGCUGCAGCCUGGCUGGUUGCCAGUGAGAUCGCUGAUGCGCUGAGCAAUCGACUGCCGACCCAAGCAGUUGGAGAGACUGUGCCGGCCGAGUACAGAUCAAAAGUUGUAGAUGUGUCUGUGCUGAAGGAAAUGCAAGGUUCAAUCUCGGUCGCUGAAAUAAAUUGCGGCAGUCCGAUCGCAAUCCGCUUGUCCGCUUCAAAACCAAGUGCUGGUGAUCGCUGCCUGUGGUUUGAUUUUGCGCAGCAGAAAUGGUCGCAAGCAGGUACGGAAGUGCUUGAAGAAUUGGAGCUGAGAGUGAUGUACCCCGACACCGAUUUGCCAUGGGAUGGGACUUGGUGCCGGACCACACACCUGUCUACCUUCGUGCUCGCUGCUGCGCCUGGAGUGGAUGUGCUGAUGAUUGUCUUGAUUUCGAUCGGCCCUAUCAUUGUAUUUGCCACAAUGGUUUUGACCUGUUGCAUAGUGCGUCGCAAGAGGAAGCAAAGACAGGAGAGAGAGGAGAAAGAAGCCUUCUUAAGAGUUGAGGGGGAGUCCUAUGACCGAUAUCGCCACAGUAUGUUUGCAAUUGUUCGGACAGCAGUGGAUGAUGGUGCGAAAGGAGUGUUGAUUCUUGGAAUGAAGUCGGCCAUCCAUGAGAAGCCAGCAAGGUGGAAAUUAUUGCAGGAAGACCUGUACAAGGCGCACUUGAAGAAAAAAGCUCCUUUUGUGGACUUCGGUGAGCGGCUGAUCGAUUUCAGCAAUAUACAGUUCCAGCAAGUGACGAAGGAGGCUUUGAGUGAAACCUUGGCCCAUGAAACUGCCGGACGGACCUUUGCCAUUGUCGCCAUGUGUUUGGAAGCGGAUACUGGCUAUGUAGAACAUGACGUCAGGCACCACAACAAAAUCAAAAAAGACACUCAAGGGACUGCCAAGCGCAUCCUCCCUUUCUUUCACAAAGCAAAGCAGCAGCGUUCAAAACUGGCUGGCUUGCAGGUAGAAAUGCCGAAGAACACCGGAGUACGUGCCCAUACGUGGUUUUCCUUCUACAGAGACACCGUAUUGGACAUAAUCAUGACAUGCAUCGACGAGGGAGCCACAGGAUUGACCAUUUUCGGGAUCCAGCCCCACAUUGGGGGAGAAAAUACAUAUCUUGAAUGGCCAGCUCUUGAGGAAGAUGUGACCCACGCCUACAACCACCGGCUUUACCCCUUUGACAGCACAGCCGUACCAGAUCCAACCUUCAAGCGUGUGAAGCCUGAAGAUUUAAGAACCAGGAUCAAAGCUGAAACUCGCAGAGGGGCCUUCGUCAUUAUUGCUUCUUGCUCGGAUCACCACGCCCCGUAUGCAAAGCAGAUUAUCCGAGAGUUCAAUGCGAGCUCGGGGCAAUGUGGCAAGGCGAUGAGAGCUUGGGCCACCGCCAAUGAUAUGUACCAAACCAAAGGAGAGCAAGCAGCAGAACAAGAUCAUGGCCAUGGCCAUCAUUCGAAUCAGCCCUCCAAUCAGGGCCCAACCGCCACGGUUCCCGAGGAGGAAUCAUUCGUCGUGAAAGAACAGCCAGACGGACGCAGCAAAUGCGUUGAAGACCGGAUUGCAUUGGGUGAGGAUGGUGAGGUGGACAAGGACACCUGGAACGUGCUUCACGACGCGAACGAAGAGGACUCGGACCCGGACGCGUUUAGAAUCUGAUGAAAUCGUUUGAAAUUGUGCUCUUUAACCACCAUUGGUGAGAUUGGUGCAGGUUGAUGGGAAAAUGCACAAAUGUGUGUAU
Molecule: messenger RNA, 2095 nt
Organism: Cladocopium goreaui
Lineage: Eukaryota; Dinophyceae; Suessiales; Symbiodiniaceae
Source: the annotation of a GenBank genome assembly